Messenger RNA from Schistocerca americana (American grasshopper), 1656 nucleotides. Its product is annotated as programmed cell death protein 7-like. The record is from RefSeq and is a predicted model, not a curated record. Bases 147 to 1568 code for a protein of 473 amino acids. The transcript has 6 exons. NCBI's taxonomy places the organism in Eukaryota, Metazoa, Arthropoda, Insecta, Orthoptera, Acrididae.
UUUUAAAAGACAGUUUUAAUGACAUUCCGUGCUUCAUAUUACAAGUGACAGCACUAAUAAUUUGCAUUUAACAUAAGUUUAAUAUUUUGUGUACUUCGGAGGACUUAAAGGAAAAGGUAUAGGUAUCAAGACUGACAGUGCAAAAAAUGGCAAACAACCUAGCAUCUCAGUCACAGUGCAUUACAGAUAGUGACAAAUUUGCAUUGUGGCAUCCUCCCCCACAUGGAGUAACUCCUCCAGCCUCAGUGCCAUCCUGCUUCAAUGUACCACCUCCCCCUUUUUCAAAGCCUCCUCCAACGUCCAUACACAGACUACCACCACUACCACCACCACCACCACCACCACCUCCUCCCCCUCCCCCACCUGCCCUUCCUCCUCCUCCUCCUCCUCUUCAAUUCUGCACAUAUCCCCCUUUUGUUGCUCCUGCGCAGCAAAUUUUCAACUUGCCAAAUAAUGGAAACAACACUGCUCACAUCCACACAGUCCAGGAUACUCAGCAGAGUUCGUGUUUCCAAGUUCAAACUUCAUCUUGGAUUUCUUCUCAGGAUAAUUUAGGUGUGCAGUUUGAUGAUGAAAGUCAAGAUGAAAAGUGGGUGAGACAGUUCCUGUUUCAGAGAAGACAGCCUCUUCAGCAAAGACCAGCUCAAAGGAAACUGAAGAUAUUUGAAGCGAAGAACAUGCUAAAACAAUGUUUAACUACUCUUGAGGAACUCCAAUUUUUGCAUGCUAAACUGUCUUCAAAACGUGAUACAGUAAAUUGUUCAGAGUGGCAAAUGGAAUUUGAGGACAUCAGUAAGAAGAGAGUUGAUGUGCAAGAAAAGCUAAAACAGUUGAGUGAUCCAGCCAUUCUGAAGAUGUUACAGGUGUCACUUGCAAAACGCAAGAAAAAAAGAAAAUAUCAAAAACGACAGAGAGAAAACUGGCAUUUAAUUAAGGCCGAAAAACAGGCAGAGAGACAGAAGCUUCACAAAGAAAUAGAUACAUGGAUAGAAAAUAUGCAGGAAUCGGUGGAAAAGGCAAAAAUGGAAGAAAGUCUGAAGUUCGAGGCAGAUAGUAUAUUGUCUGAUGUGACGAAGAGGAAAGCAGAAGCCCGUCGACAAUUGGCACUACUCUCAGCGUUGGCUCGACUGAGGAAACUCCGGAUUCAAAUGGCCCUAGGACGCGGAGAAAAAGUGUCAUCAGAAUUGGAUGCUUGUUUCUCUCGUGUUAUUGAUAAUCUUAAGAGUCUUUGGGAAGAGAAAAUGGAAGAAUAUGCUCUGGAGGAGAAAGGGCUCAGAGUGAUGUUAACAGAAGCAGUUGAUGAACGUAAGAUUAGAUAUGACAGGACAGUUCUAGCCCAAUGGAAAAGGUUACUGUUUGGACACAACCAAGCUGACAUUCAAAGUUUUUAUGCAGCAGCAGAGAGGAACAUCGAAGAUUUCCUUGCUAUCAGGUGGUCCUGGGAUAAAUGUUUGGCUCCUGCAAGUGCUCCAAUGUCUUCUGCAAUUCCAAUUGGUUGGGUAUUACCGACAAAUCCUUCAUCUGGUGCAUGGGAAGCUUUACUAUCAUCCAAAACUCAAGAUGAUUAAUUGUUUUUAAUGCUUAAGGUUUGAAGAAAGAAUUAUUUGUAUUUUUGCCAGCAGUAAAUUAUACUAAUAAACAAAAAUGAAAAGUAAA